CUGAUCAAGUUUUUAAAUGUUUCCCCCUGACGUCACGCCGACCAACCACAGGCCAGCAUUUUUCGAAAAGACUAGUGGGUAAUUCAAACCACGCGAGAUUUGUGGUGCGGCGGGAUUUGAGUUGAAAAUGGCGGAGGCGCGAACAAAUUCUGUCCGGGAAGCGAUGGACACGCUACAGGAGAUCUCCAGACUACUGAACACAGGGCUGGACUCUGAGACACUCUCCAUCUGUGUACGUCUGAUCGAGCAGGGGGUGAACCCAGAAGCACUCGCAUCUGUUAUCAAGGAACUGAGAAGAGAAACAGCUGCCCUUAAGGCAGCAGAGAGAAUAGGGUCCCCCUCGCCUGACUAGAGGAAGACUACAUACAAGACUGUGCCGUGACUGGGGAGGUUUUCUACAUACAAAACUCUCAAGUCUGCUGGAUAAGAAGUCUGCAUGUCCUUUGAUCUGUCGGAAACACAAAAGGACUACUUUGAAUUUGAAUGCUGUGAUGAAAGUGAGACUGAUGGAAAUAACAGAUCCCUGAAAGAACUUAACAGAAUUGAUAGUCCUCCUGGCCUGCAGUCACAAGAAUGUUGCUUUGGUUACAUUUCUACAUCAGAGAAGCAGGAUCAUUCUAUUUGUAUUACAUAAUUUACAAGUAGUUCCUAAGUCUUACUUUUGUUCUAUUGUGAAGUUGCACAAUUGAAAGAGAAAAGAAGAAGAAGAAAAGAUCAAUAUUCCUGUAUAGAUUAUUGUCAGACAAAGGAUAUUGUGAUGAUGCAAACAUGAUGCCAGUUGAUAAGGGAUAAUUCCCAUACCUUCUGUCUUAGAGCUGAUCAAAUCUUUGCCAUGCGGCAGUCAUGGCAUAUUGAUAUGAUAUAAACGGUGAGCACAAAACAAUGUUGUAAGAAGUCUUGACAAUAGUAACAUCAUACCAGUAAGACAAGGAAGAAUUUGUUACUAUGUAGCAACAGAAAAAAUGGAGAUUUGUACAGUUUUACUGGCACUUUUGAAAAUGUGCAUGAAUUAAUUACAAGUGGUACUUUUAGUUUUAUACAUGUAUGUGUAGAUGAAACUUUGCUACUACUGGUUGUAAAGUGACAUGCCCCUGCAACCACUGUCGGCAAACCACAGUGCAGCAUUAAAGAUAUUGUUUGCCCAUAA
Molecule: messenger RNA, 1147 nt
Organism: Branchiostoma floridae (Florida lancelet)
Lineage: Eukaryota; Metazoa; Chordata; Leptocardii; Amphioxiformes; Branchiostomatidae
Product: mitotic-spindle organizing protein 1-like
Exons: 3
Coding region: 128-352 (74 amino acids)
Biological process (GO): microtubule nucleation by interphase microtubule organizing center; gamma-tubulin complex localization; mitotic spindle assembly
Cellular component (GO): centrosome; spindle; interphase microtubule organizing center
Source: RefSeq, a predicted model, not a curated record